AUGGAACGAGCAGUUCGCGCUAUUCAGGGCCUAUUACCAAGUACACUUCCCCCAUCUCUACGAACAACACCUGCAAACCUUUACCAGGUGCUUUCUCGAGCCCCUGGAGGUGGUGUUGGCCAGCGCGUACACCAGAUUCGUUGGACGGAGAAAGGUAUAAGAAACUGCUACUGGCAAGUAACGCGGACACGGCUCAAGCUCGAGGGGAACCACGGAAAGGCUUGGGGGAAGCUGUACUGGAGAGGUAAACAAAUUAGUAGGCAGGAGGAGAGAAUCGAUGGUUCAUUGAAAUACAAAUGGUCAGCAGGUUCGUCUUAG
This is a messenger RNA of Suillus subaureus, 318 nucleotides long. RefSeq lists its product as uncharacterized. NCBI's taxonomy places the organism in Eukaryota, Fungi, Basidiomycota, Agaricomycetes, Boletales, Suillaceae. The record is from RefSeq and is a predicted model, not a curated record. Gene Ontology annotation, molecular function: structural constituent of ribosome. Gene Ontology annotation, cellular component: mitochondrial small ribosomal subunit; mitochondrion. The coding region runs from base 1 to 318 and encodes 105 amino acids. The transcript is spliced from 2 exons. Gene Ontology annotation, biological process: mitochondrial translation.